This is a messenger RNA of Eremothecium gossypii ATCC 10895, 1410 nucleotides long. It is a transcript of the gene ARG4, whose product is annotated as argininosuccinate lyase ARG4. The transcript has a single exon. NCBI's taxonomy places the organism in Eukaryota, Fungi, Ascomycota, Saccharomycetes, Saccharomycetales, Saccharomycetaceae. Gene Ontology annotation, cellular component: cytosol. Gene Ontology annotation, molecular function: argininosuccinate lyase activity. Bases 1 to 1410 code for a protein of 469 amino acids. The record is from RefSeq and is marked provisional.
AUGUCGAGUGGAAAACAGAAGCUAUGGGGAGGUCGGUUCGCCGGGGACACGGACCCAUUAAUGCACCUUUACAAUGCCUCGUUGCCCUAUGAUUAUAAAAUGUACAAAGCUGAUAUACUGGGCACCAAGGUCUACACGGAGGGGUUGCAAAAGACCGGACUUCUGACAAAGGAUGAGCUCGAGAGUAUCCAUGAGGGGCUCAAGCAGGUUGAGCAGGAAUGGGAGCAGGGCGUUUUUGUAAAGCAUGUAGAUGACGAGGACAUCCACACUGCAAAUGAAAGAAGACUCGGCGAGAUAAUCGGUCGCCACAUUUCAGGGAAGGUCCACACUGGCCGGUCUCGCAACGACCAAGUGGCAACGGACAUGCGGCUCUACUGCCGCGAGAUGCUCCAAGAUAAAGUAGAGCCGGCGUUGUUUGAGCUUAUCAAGGUUCUGUUGCACCGCGCGAGGGAAGAGAUCGACGUCCUCAUGCCAGGCUACACGCACCUGCAGAGGGCACAGCCCAUCAGAUGGUCGCACUGGCUCUCAUGCUACGCCACAUACUUUGUGGAGGACUUUAAGAGACUGAAAGAGGUGAUUGCGCGGCUGAACCAGUCGCCGCUGGGCGCUGGCGCGCUGGCAGGCCACCCGUAUGGCAUUGAUCGCGAGUAUCUGGCUUGCGAACUGGGAUUUGACGGAGUCAUCGGUAACUCGAUGACAGCCGUUUCAGACCGGGACUUUGUUGUUGAGAUCAUGUCCUGGGGCUCCCUUUUCAUGAACCAUAUCUCCAGGCUAGCCGAAGACCUGAUCAUUUACUCAACCGCGGAGUUUGGGUUUGUUAAGCUGGCAGACGCGUACUCCACAGGAUCUUCUCUGAUGCCGCAGAAGCGGAACCCGGACUCGCUCGAGCUGUUAAGGGGCAAGUCUGGACGGGUCUUCGGGCAGCUGGCAGGCUUCUUGAUGUCGCUGAAUUCCAUACCGUCUACCUACAAUAAAGACAUGCAGGAGGACAAGGAGCCCUUGUUCGACUGUCUGCUGACGCUGGAACACACGUCGCUCAUCGCUACCGGAGUCUUGUCCACUCUAUCCGUCGUUAAGGAAAAGAUGUUCCAGGCACUGACGGUUGACAUGCUGGCGACAGACUUGGCCGACUAUUUGGUCCGCAAGGGCGUGCCAUUCCGGGAGACACACCACAUAUCCGGCUCUUGCGUCGCGCUCGCCGAGCAGCUGGCGCUAUCGGGCAUUGACCAAUUGACGCUGGAGCACUACAAGGGCAUUGACCCCCGCUUUGAGGAGGACGUCUUCGACGUCUUCGACUUCGAACUCUCUGUCGAGCGUCGACAAUCUACGGGGGGGACCGCAAGGGCCGCGGUGCUUAAACAGGUAGACAACCUCGAAGAGCAGCUCAAGCGCAUGCAUAAUAAUACGUAA